This is a messenger RNA of Ilex paraguariensis (yerba mate), 1055 nucleotides long. Lineage: Eukaryota; Viridiplantae; Streptophyta; Magnoliopsida; Aquifoliales; Aquifoliaceae. The record is from the annotation of a GenBank genome assembly.
AUGCCUAGUUGUUUCCAGGGGCGAUAUUGUUCUGAGAAGAAGGAACAUUUUGGAGUUGUCACCAAAUUGUUGAAGUUAAAGUUCCACUGUAAGGUGGUCAAUGCUGCUGUUAUUGUGGAUCCAGCAACCAAGCAGGUGAUUGCAAGUGCAUGUGACCAAGUCUUGUCCUCGAACACUUCCGUUAAUGAGACCAGUGCAGAAACAGGCUGCUUUGAACAUCCUGAGGCCACUCCUUAUUGUCCAAUUGCCAAUGGAGUAGACAACCAUGUAUCUUCGCUUUCAAAUUGUUCUUCUGAUAAUCUAGAACAGUUGUCAUCCGACGUUUCUUGUUUACACCCCGGUCGGUGGGUGGAGCAAGAAUUACGUCCAAGUUCUUGUUUUUGGCAUCCUUUACGACACGCUGCUAUUGUAGCUAUUGAAAAUUCUGCUGCCAGGGAUAUGUGUCUGUUUCCUGCUUCAGGACACGUUGAACAUAAGGUUAUUCAAGCACAUUCGAUGCAGUUUUCAAAAACAAGCCCCCCUUUGAAAAGACAUAGAACUCGUCUUACCAAUGUUGAGGAUGAUAAAUUUCUGGAUUUUCACGGUAUUGGUUUUCAUUCCGAGUCAGUCAGACCUUAUUUAUGUACUGGUGACGACAUCUACCUUGUUUGGGAGCCUUGCACAAUGUGUGCUAUGGCACUUGUUCAUCAAAGAAUCAAUCGAAUAUUUUAUGCUUUCCCAAAUUCCACAGCUGGUGCCCUGGGAAGUGUUCACAGGUUACAAGGAGAGAAAAACUUAAAUCACCACUACGCUGUUUUCAGGGUGCUCUUGCCUGAAGAAAUCCUUGAUGGAGGCGAAGGUAUGUGUGCAGCAACUGCUGAGAACAAUUGAAGUGCCACUUAAAUUUGUUAGCGGGUAGUAGUUUUUAAUAUUGGGGUGGGCAUUGUAGUAUAUUUGAAAAUUUUCGUCCGUAAGAGCCUAGCAAAAUGAGGCUGUGAAUUUAUUCUUUUUCUUUUUUCCUUUUCGAAUACAUCUCACGUCACACUGGAAAUCGUUUACAACCUUGGAUGCCGAGU